CUUUUAUUUUCAGAAUAAGUAAAUAGUAUAUAAUAAAAUAGUUUUACCGGGGGUGGGAGCUGGUUGUACUUAUUUCUCUCGCGAGAUCUGGAAAAGAGCUGGUUACUUGUUUCUCUCGCGAGAUCUGGAAAAGAGCUGGUUACUUUUUUCUCUCGCGAGAUCUGACAAGACUGCGCGCGAACCAAACACGGCGAGGAUAAAGCAAGAUGGCGUCUUACGGUGAAGACGUUAUUGCAGUCGUCACAGUUCAGUGUUCUUAAUCUGUGCGUCCAUGUACACAUAUAUGUCCUUUAUUACACUUUAUUAAUUAAUAACUGUUUGUAUAUUAGUCUGAGCGCACUUUGAUGCUUCUCCAGCUAGUUUAGCUUGCUAGUUAGCUUAGCUUGUUAGCUGCUAACAAAGAGAGGCGGAAGUGAUGAAAACACAUCGCUAAGCAGAGAUCAAGUGUGAGUGUAAAGUGUUGUGAUUGUGUGAAAAUGUGCGAAAGAACCAUAGCAGAGUACGAGGAGGAACUUUGUCCAACAAAAGAGGAGAAGGAUCAAAAAUAUCAAGUUGUGUUACACAGAACAGACAUCCAUCAGCUGAUUGGACACCAAAAAGAAUGUCUCCCUCAUCUGCAGGGGGACAGUUUCACUUUAGAGGAUCCACAGCCCUCACAUUUUAAAGGGGACGAGGAGGAUCCACAGCCCCCUUAUUUUAAAGAGGAAGAGGAGGGAGAGUGUCCUGUAGGGCAGGAGGAGGAUGAUGUCAGCAAGUUUCCACUGACUGUUGUCUCUGUGAAGACUGAAGAGCAUGAAGACAAAGCACCUGAGUCCUCACAGCUUCAUCACAGUCCAAGCGUCUGUGAAAAAUAUCGUCCACCUGAGCAGCAGGAGGGGUCCUCCAGUAUGGAGCAGAAGAGGUCACAGCACCUCCACGUGAAAGAAGAGGAGCCACAGCCCCCCCACUUUAAAGAUGAAGACAAGAGACACCUCAUCAGUGUGAAGAGUGAAGAUGAUGAGGUCAAAGGUGAGAGUGAGGAGAAGAGAGAGGCGGAGCCUCCAAGCAGCAGCUCAACACAACACAUGACAACAGAAGCUGAUGGAGACCACUGUGGAGGAUCACAAGCAGACAAGAUGUUAGCUCCACUAUCAGAUAGUGAGGACACAACGUCACACUCUCCUGACACUGAUGAUGAACACUCUAAAAAUGAUAAGACAUGUCACACUGACAACACUCACUUCACAUGUUCUCACUGUCACAAAACUCUUAAAUAUCCUGGUAAUUUCAAAAGACACAUGAGAAUACACACUGGAGAGAAACCUUUUUCAUGUUCAAUCUGCGGUAAAGAUUUUAUUCAAAAGCACCAUUUCAAUGCACACAUGAGAAUACACACUGGAGAAAAACCUUUUUCAUGCUCAGAAUGUGGUAAAAGUUUUGUAUUAAAUCAAACUUUAAAAUUACACAUGAGAACACACACUGGAGAAAAACCUUUUCCAUGUUCAAUCUGUGGUAAAGAUUUUACUCAAAGGGACCAUUUCAAAGUACACAUGAGAACACACACUGGUGACAAACCUUUUUCAUGUUCAAUCUGUGGUAAAGAUUUUACUCAAAGGGCCCAUUUCAAAGUACACAUGAGAAUACACACUGGUGAAAAACCUUUUUCCUGCUCAGAAUGUGGUAAAAGUUUUGUAAUAAAUCAAAGUUUAAAAGUACACAAGAGAACACACACUGGUGAAAAACCUUUUUCAUGUUCAAUCUGCGGUAAAGAUUUUACUCUAAGGCACCACUUAAAAGAACACAAGAGAACGCACUCUGGUGAAAGACCAUACUCCUGUUCAAGCUGCAACAAAAGCUUUCGUCACCUAAACACUCUUAGAGCACACAUGAGAGCACACACAGGAGUUAAAGUGUUGAGUUGCAGUGUGUGUGGUGAAAGAUGGUCUAAGUACCAGAGUAAGAAACACAAGUGUGCUGGUGAGAACAGCAGCAGCAAAUGAAACUGCAGGAUUUGAAAUAAACUGUCAAAACUUUAACUUUGACUUUCUAACAACAUCAGCACAUAUAACAUGUGUGACAUCAUUGUUGUGUGUGUAACACAAUCUUGUUAAUAUGAUUCUAACAUUUAUAGAUUAGACACUUCAGAUUAGUGCUUUUAUUUCAGUCAAGUUCAUGAGUUAAUAUACACAUUUGUGUACUUUAAAAUGAACAGAACAAUUGGACUGAAAAGGUGUGAAUAAACAGUACAUAAAAUAUGUUACAUACAAUAAACAUUUUAAGUGUAGAUAUUCAUAAUUCACUUUUAUACUUAUUCAUAAUAGUGUUUUAUAUAUGUUUUUUGAAAUAAUGAAGUGUUACAUAUUUUAUUUUCUAAUUGUAGAUGAUUCCAUAGAUGAACUCCUUUAUAUGAUGUACAUAUUUGUUUUACAUGUGUUCAUACCUUUGCUUUUGAGUACACAUAAAUCCCUCUUAGUUCAUAUUUACUGGUUCACAUCUGAAACAUCUUCUGGACCACUUCUGGAAGCAUAUUUUUUACUUUAUACAUCAUUUGAACACUUGUCUUAUAUUAACUUUUAAAAUGUGUGACUUUAUGAAUCAUUUGCUGGGUCUCUAUAAUCCAUUCUAUUAAUUAUCUUUAUUACUCUCUUGUGUAAUAUGAAUAUUGUUGUGUGAUUGUUUUAUAUGUAUGUCCCCAGACCUUUAUGCAAUAAACAAUGUAUGCUUCAACUGAAGUUGGGUACAAUAAUUGUACUUAAUAUUUGUAAGUAUGUACUUUAUUCUAUUUAGUAUUGCACUCCCUUUUUUAAAUGUUUUCUUUAUAUGACUUCCAUGUAGUUUCCAGCUUACUUCAUCAUCUAGACUAAGUCAGCCUGGAGGAUGUGUGU
This is a messenger RNA of Entelurus aequoreus (snake pipefish), 2864 nucleotides long. RefSeq names its product oocyte zinc finger protein XlCOF22-like. Bases 477 to 1979 code for a protein of 500 amino acids. The record is from RefSeq and is a predicted model, not a curated record. Gene Ontology annotation, molecular function: RNA polymerase II cis-regulatory region sequence-specific DNA binding; DNA-binding transcription factor activity. The transcript has 3 exons. NCBI's taxonomy places the organism in Eukaryota, Metazoa, Chordata, Actinopteri, Syngnathiformes, Syngnathidae. Gene Ontology annotation, biological process: regulation of transcription by RNA polymerase II.